AGUCGGGCGCUUCCGCUUGGCUCUAAAAUGGAAGCUGAACCUUGAGCGCAAAGGCUGAGUUUUGGGUGAGUUCCUCGCGGGAGGUGUCCGGACAGAGAAAAGAGCGUCCCCCCCUUCUCCCCCCACCUCCGAAAGCCAGCACGGAGGAAGUAGCAGCAGCAAUGGGAACUGAUGGAUUGGGGGUCCUCGGCGGUGUGGGGGCUCCUUCGGCGACUCCAGCGGCUUUUUAGCUACAUAACAACCCAGGUCUCCAGUGGCUGGCAGACACAAGCUCCCGUCAUGCCAAACAACAAGAUCCUGGAUGAAUUUGCGGUGCCCGAGGAGGCCCAAGAUAUGCUGAUGGAACACCGUCCCCAAAUUGAACGCCUCUUUCGGGUGGAGCUGAAUGUCGUGGGGGUGCUAGGAUCAGACCCCAAAGGAGCAAGGAAGAUCUGGUUGCAGUUACAAGGAAGCCAAGAGAAUCUUCAUAGUGCAAAGGAAUUCAUCAAAGGUCUUUGUACCCCAGAGCUUCAGGACGAAGUACAGUAUCCGAAAGACAUGCAGUGCAUCUUCUUAGGUGCCCAUGGAUUAUUUCUGGACUGCCUGAUUCGGGGGACCUCUGCAAACCUCACCUUUCUCCAUCCGGGCACCUUGUUGAUCUCAGGGUUGGCAGAAGCUUUUGUCAUGGCUCAGAGCCGGAUCCAGGAGUUUGUGGGGAAACACCAGAAGAACCCUAAGCUGCCAGAAGAACAGGAAGCUCAGGUCAAACGGUCCUUCCGGGAAUUGGUGGAGAAUUAUGAUGACAAACAUGCCAUGGAUCUUUUGAUCUUGCCCACCUCGGUCAAAGAGGAAUUGCUUAAUUUGGUCAAGGAGAUAAGGGAGGAAGACCCAGAGGAGGGGCAAAGGAAUGGCUAUAGGAUACCAUCUGGUUUUGGGAGAGAUUGUUCAUUGGGGUGGGAAGCCAACGUUGCGAAUAGUGGCGGAUCUGGGUCUCCAGAUAGGCCUCAACCUGUCUUUGGCAUACAUGCAGAGCUCAAUCGAGUCCAGGGACAGAGUAGAACUAGAAACUCCGGCCCUGACUGGCCUAUAGAAUUUACCAGGGCACAAGAAUCUUUUCACAAAGCUGAAGAUUUGAUGCAACUACCGUACUCAGAUAGGCCUUGGGAUGCUGGGACAGAUUUGCCUAUUGUGGAUGCAAAAUCUCAAGACCAAAAACAUCUUCAUGUCCCACGGGAUGACUUUUCAAGAAGUUCUGAUGAGGCCAAAUUGCACACUAAGCCACAGGAACAUCUGUCUGACUUGAAUGGUUCUCGGCAUUGGCUGGAGGUAAUGACCACUAAGAAUUCUGGGCUUCCCAAGAGUUCCCCUAAACUGAUUCCAGCUACCUCUGAGCUUCAGAUUCUACCUGGAUACAAAGGCCUCACAGAAAGCUUGGAGGAUCAUCAAGCAGAAGAGAAGAAUCCUCUUUGGGCAACAGAAUCAUGCUCCGUUAGUUUGCCUGAGGAAACCACCGAGGAGGAGGCAACAUCUGACAUUUUGCUGUCGUCAUGGACUGAAAAAGAGUUCAAAAUGAGGCUAAACUUCUUUAAAACUAUGGGCUAUGAGGAGUGUGUGGUCAAAAAGAUAUUAUUGGAAGGUGGAGUUCAGGAAGCCCCUUCAACCAUCUUGGAUAGAGUCCAGAUGAUGGAGGCAGGCUUGUCUCAAAAAGAAGACAUCUCCCCAUCCCAACGACGAGGCAUCUCCCCAUCCCAACGACGAGGUCUCGCUGCUUUGUCUCUGGAAGACACUUAUGAUGAAAACAGUUAUGUCAAGGAACUGAUCAAAACAGCAGUGGUCAACUGCGGCCAUUGCCCCAGCAAGAUCCCCACAGAAAUACAAACAGGAGCCCCAUUGGCAAGUCUCCUGAGGCAGCUAAAUGAGAAAGGGAAAUGCCAAGAUGAAGGCGAGAGUGCGAUAGGGGGGUCAUCAACAAAGCCAGAACAUGGAGGUCAGCUUGGCAUCCAGAGGGCAACCAUUUUGAAUCAUGGGGAAUCUUCUCAGCAAAGGACUCAUCCGGAGGAAAGGUGGAAUGGUACACUUUCAAAUCACAAGGGUGUCCAUGUUCCAAUAAGUAAUCCUGGAGUUCCCAGAUUGUUGCCUAUUACUUCUCCUAUUGCUAGUUUUUUGUCCUCCCUAUCGGAUUCUGAGGGGACCCAGUCAACAGAAAGCACCAACAUGGAUACUCUUCAGCAGGGUCCUGUUUCUACGGUAACUGGAGCUCAGCGCUUUGAGGAGGCUCUUAAGACUGAGUUCAAACUCACGUUGGCCAACACACCUGGGAAGAAGAAUUUGCGAAUGGUCAUUAUUGAUGGUAGCAACGUGGCCAUGAUGCACGGUCUGAACCAGUUCUUCUCCUGCCGAGGAAUCGCCUUAGCCGUGCAAUAUUUCUGGAAGCGAGGCCACCGCGAAGUGAACGUCUUAGUGCCUGCUUAUCGAAUGGAAGAAGAUUCUAAUGUGAGAGAGAGGCACUUUUUGACUGAGCUGCACAAUCUAAGCAUCCUGUCCCUUACACCAUCACGAAAAAUCGAUGGGAAAGGCAUUGUCCCAUAUGAUGACAGAAUGAUGCUGAAACUGGCAGAACAGACUAACGGGGUGAUUGUCACCAACGAUCAGUUCCGGGAUCUUGCCAAAGAAUCGAAGAGAUGGAUCAAGCUAAUCAAGGAGAGCUUAUUGCAGUACACCUUUGUGGGGGAUAUAUUUAUGGUCCCGGAUGACCCCUUAGGACGAAGUGGCCCUACCUUGGCAGACUUCCUGAAGAAAAAAAACAAAACCAAGUAUCCUGAUUGUCACUCUUUCAGUGGCCAACCCGCCCCACAGUUCACACCAUCACAUCCUAUAUCCCAGACAGAGGUCCUUCACCUCCGGGAUAGGAGGCCACCUGCUGGUUCAGUAGGGGACUACAGGAGAGGUCGGCACAACAGCCCUGCUGAGAAGGAGACACUUCGCUCUACAGAAGAGACAGAGUGGCUGAGGAGCAAGCUUUUGGAGAUUUUUGAGGGACAAGACAGAAAAGUGGACUUUGUGCUCAUCAGAGAACCUUGUUGCCAAGACCUGAACAAGCUUUCAGAGGCUAUUCUCAGUUUUACUUUCUGAGCCAGCCUCUUCUGUUCCGUCCCCAAAGGCAGUCGAUCUAACACAGUCGCCUUCAGAGAUUAAACUUCAAAUGAUUGACGUGAUCUUGGUGCACCAGUGGCCAUUGACAAGGGAGAAAAUGCUUGGGGAAUGAAGACAAAAAGAUCGGACCCCGCAAAAGGCUUCGGUCCUAAAGCCUGCACUGUUGUGUUUUUCCUGUUUCCUUAAUAUCAGAUGAAUCUCAUCUUUGAAUCAGCUUUCUUCUCAAUAAUUGGACCUCUCUGCAUUCCAGAAAUGUGAAGUUGCUUGCAGGAACUUAAAACUCCCUACAUGCAAAUAUGGCGGGCCUAAGCUAUGAGAGAGCUAAAGGCCUUGAGAUGGAAUUACUAUAAAUUGGUCCUCUGCCAAGAGAGAAAUUCCUGCAGGAUUUCUCACUCUAAAACUUCAAUUCCCAGCAUCCACCUUGACUCUGUAUUAACCAAUCAAAGAUUUCUGAGGUAAAAGUUAUGACUUGUGUAGGUUUUCACUUUAAAAGAGUAAAGAUGAGAGGUCCUUGCUUGGUUGUUUUCCUCCAGAUGCUUUAUUAUCCAACUUAGGUAACAUCAUCACUGAUGCUAAGACUGAAGGUGUUAUUUAGUUGGGUAAUGAAACGUCUGCAAGAAAACAAGCUCAGAGAGCACCAAGGACCCUUCAUUUUCAACCCGGAGUACAAAUAUUUUCCUUUAUUGGUAGAGAUGCUUAAAUAACCUCCAUUUUAGGCUUGGUGAGAGGACCACCAUCGUGUACUCGGCAUGUUCCAAUUUGAUUGGAUUCCAGCUUAAUAUUAAGAUGCACUGCAGAUUAGGAGUCUGGCUUGAUUAAAAAGCUGCUUUAUACUCUUACGAUAGCUUUCCUCGAAAUGGCAACCUCCAAAUGUAUUCAGUAUCUUCAGAUGCAGUUACUGAUCUUAACUAUUCAAAACGGGACGGGAAUUGUUUUGCACAUCUAAGUCAACCUGUUUGAAGAAAAUCUGAGCCUCCAAUACCAAUUGUAUAAAUCCUAUUUUUAUAUUUUUAAAUAUGGUACCAACAACUAUUUUAAGCAGAGAUUUUAAAUUUCCUUCAAGAAAUUCAAGUACGUUUGGGGCACUCAGUUCUUAUACAGUCUCUUAUAAAUAAUAAGUGAUUCUUAUAAAAAAAAACUUUUUAAAAUUAUACUUUUGUAGGACAGAGAAAAAAAAUGCACUGUUCCCCCAAAUAUUUUUUAAAAGCUAAAAAAUAAAUCUUGGUGUUUUCUGAAAA
Messenger RNA from Crotalus tigris (Tiger rattlesnake), 4370 nucleotides. Its product is annotated as NEDD4-binding protein 1-like. The record is from RefSeq and is a predicted model, not a curated record. Gene Ontology annotation, molecular function: RNA endonuclease activity; mRNA binding. Lineage: Eukaryota; Metazoa; Chordata; Lepidosauria; Squamata; Viperidae. Gene Ontology annotation, cellular component: nucleus; cytoplasmic ribonucleoprotein granule. Bases 172 to 3111 code for a protein of 979 amino acids. The transcript is spliced from 8 exons.